AUGCGCAUAUUCCUCGAAAGAAUCACGCUCACGUUGGUGAACGUAUUCCUACCGCCCCUCUCAGUGAUGCUCGUCGCAGGCGUAGGCAUGGACGCCCUAGUGAACACGCUCUGGUUCCUCUGUGGCGUGAUACCGGGCCACAUCCACGGCUUCUACGUGACGUGGACGUACUUCUCGCGCAAGAAGAAGGUGAAGAAGGGCCGCUACCCGGGCGGGCCGAAGCCCUUCAUCUACAGCCGCCGCGUCAUCAACGGCGACGCCAGCGACGAGCGCGUGCGCCAGCUGUGGAGGGCCGAGCAGCGCGCCCGCGAGGACGCCGAGCUGCGGAAGCAGGCCAGUCGGCGCUCUGGGUUUGGUCUAGGGGGAGCCACCCCUUCUCGGAGGGCGUCAAGGAGGUCUGAGUUCUGA
Molecule: messenger RNA, 408 nt
Organism: Diaporthe amygdali
Lineage: Eukaryota; Fungi; Ascomycota; Sordariomycetes; Diaporthales; Diaporthaceae
Exons: 2
Coding region: 1-408 (135 amino acids)
Cellular component (GO): membrane
Source: RefSeq, a predicted model, not a curated record